Drosophila innubila is the source of this 1726-nucleotide messenger RNA. Its product is annotated as minor histocompatibility antigen H13. NCBI's taxonomy places the organism in Eukaryota, Metazoa, Arthropoda, Insecta, Diptera, Drosophilidae. The transcript is spliced from 4 exons. Gene Ontology annotation, biological process: membrane protein proteolysis. Gene Ontology annotation, cellular component: membrane; cytoplasmic side of endoplasmic reticulum membrane; lumenal side of endoplasmic reticulum membrane. Bases 181 to 1371 code for a protein of 396 amino acids. Gene Ontology annotation, molecular function: aspartic endopeptidase activity, intramembrane cleaving. The record is from RefSeq and is a predicted model, not a curated record.
AAUUUAGUAUAUAUUUAUCGGUCAUCUCUAGCGUUGACGUGUGUGUACGUUGUUGUUGCUGCUGCUGUGUGCUGCGUGUCAGUUUUGUUACCCCCAAACCGCGAGCCAAACGAUUUUCAUUUAGAAAUCGUGAACGGCAAGUUAAGAAGUUAAAUAAAUAAACGAAGAGAAUCAGUAGACAUGGCGGAGGAAGUCAUUGGCAGCGUAAAGGAGGCAAUCAAAGGCAUCCUGCAAAGUGUGAACGGCAAUGCGAAUGCAGCAGAUGCUAAAAAUGAGACAAUUACAAACGAAAAGAAGAUUUCGACGCCGGAAGGCAUUGCAGUCGCGUAUGGAAGCCUCGUUGUAAUGGCAAUGUUGCCCAUUAUCUUUGGCUCCAUACGUUCCGUCAAACUGCACAAACUGAAGAAGUCGACUGGCGAGAAAGCGGACACAAUGACUAAGAAGGAUGCCAUGUAUUUCCCGCUAAUUGCAUCUGUGGCACUUUUCGGCCUUUACAUGUUCUUCAAGAUAUUCCAGAAGGUCCACAUCAACUUGUUGCUCACCGGUUACUUCUUUAUUCUGGGCGUGAUUGCCCUUGCCCAUCUGCUGAGUCCCGUCAUCAAUUCCCUGAUGCCCGCUGCAGUGCCAAAGGUGCCAUUCCACAUACACUUCACAAAAGGUGAAGGUAAGCACAAGGAAGACAUUAUCAACUACAAGUUCUCGACGCACGACAUUGUCUGCCUGGUGAUUUCAUCGGCGAUUGGCGUCUGGUAUCUGCUGAAGAAACAUUGGAUAGCCAACAAUAUGUUUGGUCUGGCAUUUGCCAUCAACGGAGUCGAGAUGCUGCAUUUGAAUAACUUUGUCACUGGAGUGAUUCUGCUGAGCGGCCUGUUCUUCUACGACAUCUUCUGGGUGUUUGGCACCAAUGUCAUGGUCACAGUGGCCAAGAGCUUCGAGGCGCCCAUUAAGCUGGUUUUUCCCCAGGAUAUUCUCGAUAAUGGCUUGAACGCCUCGAACUUUGCCAUGUUGGGACUGGGCGAUAUUGUUAUUCCUGGCAUCUUUAUUGCCCUCCUGCUCCGCUUCGAUGAUAGCAAAAAGCGCAAGACGAGAAUUUACUUUUAUUCGACACUAGCUGCUUAUUUCAUGGGUCUGAUGGCCACGAUCUUUGUUAUGCAUGUCUUCAAGCAUGCACAGCCGGCUCUGCUCUAUCUUGUCCCCGCUUGCAUGGGAACCCCCCUCCUGGUGGCCCUCAUCCGUGGCGAGCUCAAGGUGCUCUUUGCCUAUGAAGAUCAUCCCGAGGAAAAACCUGAAAAGAAGGAAAAGAAGGAAAAAGAUGACAGCGGCAACAGCAGUAGCAACAGCAAGAAAAAAGAAUCGAAAAAAGCAAAGUAAUUCUGGAAAUUCCAACUUCCCCUCAUCCCCGCGUACAUGUCUUCUAUUCUAUUCUAUUGGCCAAGUAACAAGAAUAGCACAGACUUUGUUUUAUUUCGUGGUUGGACCACCUUCAUCAAUUAGCUUCCUUAUGCUUACUGCAACUUCCAGCUACCAAUCUAUAAAAGACGAUUUUCAAUUUUACUUAGGAAUGUUCCUUCACAAGGCACAACCACCUUAUUGAUUUCGAAUUAAGUUUAACUUUAUAGAAAACAUAAUUUUCAUAAUUUUGUACAAGAAUCAAAAACACAGAAACAAACAAAUUAUACAAACAAACUAAAGUACAUAUAAGAACAAUAAUAAAUUGAAAUAUUCC